UUCACAUCCCAAAUCCAUGGAACCACAAACCACCAAGAAGAUUCUCAAAAACCCUUCAAAACCCAACAACCCCAAACUCUCAGAGCUAUGGUGGUUCUUCGCCGCAGCCACCUGCCUCAAACUCCUCCUGAUCCCAGCCUACAGAAGCACAGACUUCGAGGUCCACCGCCACUGGCUCGCCAUAACCAACUCCCUCCCUCUCUCUCAAUGGUACUCCGACGAGACCAGCCUCUGGACUCUUGACUACCCUCCCUUCUUUGCCUACUUCGAGCGCCUCCUCUCCCUCUUCGCUAAUCUCAUCGACCCACAAAUUGUCCACCUCCACAACGGCCUCAACUACUCAUCAGACACUGUUGUUUACUUUCAAAGAGUCUCGGUUUGUGUUUCGGAUUUGUGUCUUUUGUUUGGGGUGUAUAGGUUGACGAGGAGGUUGGAUCAUGUGAGAAGGAGAGUGAUGUGGGUUUUGGUUGUUUGGUCGCCGAUGUUGUUGAUUGUGGACCAUUUGCAUUUUCAGUAUAAUGGGUUGUUGCUUGGGGUGUUGUUGGUUUCGGUUUCGUAUUUGGAGGAAGGGAGGGACUUGAUGGGUGGGUUUGUGUUUGCUGUUCUGUUGUGUUUUAAGCAUUUGUUUGCGGUGGCGGCGCCUGUUUAUUUUGUGUAUUUGUUGAGGCAUUAUUGCUGGAAGGGAUUGGUGAAGGGUUUUGGAAGGCUUUUGGUUAUGGGGAGUGUCGUUGUGGCUGUUUUCACAGUGGCGUAUGGUCCGUUUGUGUAUCAUGGGCAGAUGAAACAAGUCAUCCACCGCAUGUUUCCUUUUGGCAGGGGACUUUGUCAUGCAUAUUGGGCACCAAAUUUUUGGGUGUUCUAUAUCUUACUAGAUAAAGUGAUAGCUUUCUUGCUUGGAAGACUUGGAUUUAACAUUCAGGCACCAGCAGCUUCAUUUACCGGCGGACUAGUUGGUGAUUCGUCCCCUUUUGCUGUAUUGCCUCAGAUUACGCCGGCGAUAACCUUUAUCAUGGUUCUGCUUGCAUUAUCUCCUUGUCUCAUCAAGGCAUGGAGAGAUCCAAGACCAGUGAUGAUUACAAGAUGGGUAGCCUAUGCUUACACAUGUGGGUUUCUGUUUGGGUGGCAUGUUCAUGAGAAGGCAUCACUGCAGUUUGUCAUCCCUCUUGCAAUUGUUGCGGUGCAGGAUUUGGAUACUGCAAGGCAUUACUUCUUUUUAUCAAUUGUGUCAUGCUAUUCUUUGUUCCCCCUUCUAUAUGAAUCCCAGGAAUAUCCAAUAAAGGUGCUGUUGCUAUUACUACACUCCAUGCUUAUGUGGUUGGGUUUCUCUGCACAAUUCACCAAGGAUAAAACACUGGAAAUGGCACCAUCCGGAAAGAGGAAAGAUAAUCAUAUCGGAUCAAACAGAUCCACUGCAGCUGCCCAGAAAGGAGGCUUUGUUAUUGGGUGGGAGAUCUGGAGCUAUCUGGUUGGUCUGGUACUUGUUGAGAUUUGGGGCCAGUUUCUGCAUCCUAUGUUUCUCGGUGAUAAGCUUCCUUUUCUACCCCUUAUGCUGAUCUCUGUAUAUUGUUCAUUAGGGGUAACGUACUCUUUCCUUUGGCAAUUAAAACAGAUCCUUGUUUCAUGA
This is a messenger RNA of Fragaria vesca subsp. vesca, 1624 nucleotides long. RefSeq names its product probable dolichyl pyrophosphate Glc1Man9GlcNAc2 alpha-1,3-glucosyltransferase-like. Gene Ontology annotation, molecular function: dolichyl pyrophosphate Glc1Man9GlcNAc2 alpha-1,3-glucosyltransferase activity. The transcript is spliced from 4 exons. Lineage: Eukaryota; Viridiplantae; Streptophyta; Magnoliopsida; Rosales; Rosaceae. Gene Ontology annotation, biological process: protein N-linked glycosylation. Gene Ontology annotation, cellular component: endoplasmic reticulum membrane. The coding region runs from base 17 to 1624 and encodes 535 amino acids. The record is from RefSeq and is a predicted model, not a curated record.